Messenger RNA from Xiphias gladius (swordfish), 2375 nucleotides. RefSeq names its product cell division control protein 42 homolog. Gene Ontology annotation, cellular component: dendritic spine. Bases 301 to 876 code for a protein of 191 amino acids. The record is from RefSeq and is a predicted model, not a curated record. Gene Ontology annotation, molecular function: GTPase activity; GTP binding. Gene Ontology annotation, biological process: small GTPase-mediated signal transduction; modification of synaptic structure. Lineage: Eukaryota; Metazoa; Chordata; Actinopteri; Istiophoriformes; Xiphiidae. The transcript has 6 exons.
AACUACACACAGCGUAAAAAUACCUAAAAUUGACAACUGUAGAUUUAAUCUUGGCUUCUCCAUAUCCACGUUGGAACUUAUUUUGUAUGAGACGUAGCGUCGGAUUUUGCAGCGCAUGUUUUACUUUGAAUGUGAUAUCUGGUGUUAUUCUGUCUAUCUUGACGGCGCUGGUGGAAGUACUGAACCAAGUUGCUGCUCGCUGGUGCCAACGCCCGGCGAAAAUAGACAGCUAACGUUAGCGAGCGGAGAUACGGAGGGACACUGCUAACGUUUUUGCCAGCUCAAUCCGAAAGCACUGAGAUGCAGACUAUCAAAUGUGUGGUGGUGGGUGAUGGAGCAGUGGGGAAAACCUGCCUAUUGAUUUCAUACACCACCAAUAAAUUCCCCUCUGAGUAUGUACCGACAGUGUUUGACAACUAUGCAGUAACUGUUAUGAUCGGGGGUGAACCAUACACCCUUGGCUUAUUUGAUACAGCAGGUCAGGAGGAUUAUGACAGGUUACGACCACUAAGCUACCCACAGACAGAUGUCUUCUUAGUCUGUUUCUCAGUUGUUUCACCUUCCUCGUUUGAGAAUGUUAAAGAAAAGUGGGUUCCUGAAAUAACUCACCACUGUCCCAAGACCCCGUUUCUGUUGGUAGGCACUCAGAUCGACCUGCGUGAUGACCCCUCCACAGUGGAGAAAUUAGCCAAGAACAAACAGAAGCCAAUCACCCCUGAGACGGCAGAAAAGCUGGCUCGCGACCUUAAGGCAGUCAAAUAUGUCGAGUGCUCAGCCCUAACACAGAAAGGAUUAAAGAAUGUGUUUGAUGAGGCAAUACUGGCUGCCCUGGAGCCUCCUGAACCUAAGAAAAGACGUAAAUGUGUUCUGCUCUAAGUUUCGUCGCAGCCUUCUCCACACCAGUUUCCAAAUCUAGGUUAACAGUACUGAAGAGGUUUCCUGCAAAAGCACAUUCCAGCAUGAGUUGAGAUAUCAUGAAAUAUUUGCCAUCUGACUGACUUAACCCAAAUACGUAGUCAAUGUGCUGAACGUGAUUUUAAGACUAAGUAACAUUUGAUGCUGUUUGUAAUCACAUUUCAUUUGAUACCACUGAAAUGGUCUUACACGAUGUGAACACUGAAUGCUUAAAGUAUAUCAACAAACUGUGGGCAACAUUAAAUAAUAUUUCAGCUUGACCACAUUAUGUUUAGAGUUUAUUUUUACAGAAGUGCUAUUCCGAAAGAACGCACUAUGAGAUGGUAUUUUAGUGGGUAUAACUUUUGUAUCGAGUGCCCUGUAAAACACAAACAAGCUUAAAAUGAUGGGUUAGUGAGAUGCUCAAAUUCUGUAUUUGUGGGAGUUACAUGUUUCUUAUUUUCCAAAAAAGUUCCUUUAAGUUAAUCAUUUAUACUAUAUGUUCAGCCCUGAAAUGCAAGACUGCCUUUGGUCAACACUGCGUUUUCCUUCCAUCACUGAUAUAGAUCCGGCUAAAGUCAUAGAACUCAAAUAUUUUGUUUUCCAGGCGUUUUUUAAGAAUUGACACAAUUUUCAAAGGGUUAGUAUGAGUCACUGUGUUUCACUCAAUGUCACUGUCAACAUAAUUCCCUUGUCAGAUCUAAGAACGAUCUGACAUAAUAUGGCAUUUCUAGGCUAUGCGCCAUUGCUGUUCUAGUUUGCCUAAAGAAAAUCUGAUAAAUUGACGCCUGACAAAGCAGAGAACCCACAGAGGCUGACAGACAAGCAGGAAAUGUAUGAAGCUUGAGUUUUAAAUACAAUGUGAACAUUCCAUUGGAAGUCAUCUAUCACAAAUGGCCAAUUCAAGUAACUACAUGCAAGGAGUUUGAGCACAAUUUCCCAGUCAUUUGCUUUUUGUGAGGUAUGCAUUAACAACAAGGUGAUGUGUAUGCCCUUAACACUUAAAAGCUGCAAUAGCAGAACUUUGUCUGAGCAUUUCAGCUUGUAACCCAAGGCUAAUAUCUUAUUUUGUAAACUGAACACAUUUGCUGCUACACUGCAGUAUCAUAAAGUCAGAUAGCAACACAUUGUGAGUUCUUAUAAAAUGCUAUACUUAGUUUGAGAUCCUGUGAAGAUUGUGAAGAUGACUGAACUAGUACUAUUUGCAUUUGUCUUUUACUAUCCAUGACUAGAUGGUGGGCUUGAAAUUGAUUUGUAAAUAUAGUGAGAAUAUACUUAUUGACUGAAGAAAUUGUGUGCAUUACUGAUACUGAGAUUUAAAGGAGCUGACAUGACACUGAAAUCACAUUAACCAGGAAAAUUACUGAGUUUAGUGGACUUAUUCAAUUUGACAUCAAAGUUGUACUGUAUCUUGCUUGUGAUAAAGCAUCACAAUAAACCAGUAUUACCAGUAUUAUGAAUAAACCUAACCUCAAAUACUA